CUUCUACUUUCUUGUUGUCGUUUGUCGUUUGUCGUUUGUUCAAAUUCUCCUCUCAAUGGAGGUCGACUAUAACCAUGGGACGACACGACUACGAGGAGCAGGAUUAGGACGGAGAGGGGGUGGACACAACAAGACUUGGAUGGCAGGAGGAAACUCUACUCACUCAAGUCGUGCUAGCACACCUGACGGCCAGCGAUGGACUCGUGGAGGAGGCACCCGGGGUGGAAGAGGGACGCGUGGAGCUCGAGGGAGCCCGAAAAAGUAUCCUAAUGCAACAUAUCGUGCGGCCCCUGUUGGCGGUGGCGGCGAAGAGCAGCAACACGGUGGGGGAUCAGAGGCGGAGCCAGAGCCAGAGUCAGAGCCAGAGGAGCAGCUCCAUGUAGAGGAAGAGGAUAAAUGGGACUUCAAUGGCUUUGCCGACCCCUACGACACCGACGACAUUCCAGGCCUCGAGUAUAUGACGCUGAAGACCGACGCUGAACGUCAAGCGUAUUGGGAUAUGCUGAAAAUAGAGCGUCAACGAGAGCAAGAACGGAAUAUUCGCGACGGCCUUCUCGAUGCGCCGGGUGUGGCGAAAAAUUUGAAGGACGCCAUUGAUGUCGUUGGGACCUGCCAGCAAAAGUGUCCGCUUGUCCAAAGCGUCAGGCGAGACAGGGAGAAACUUCUCUCAAAAUUUGAAAUGGUUCCGGGAACAAAUCAGGUUGACCUCAGGCGUGCGGUGAAAUACUAUGAACGAGGUUCAGGAGACAAGGCUCUCCCGAACGAAAUUCGUCCAGGACCAGUUCUUGAGAAAACACUCGACUACCUUUACCUCGAACUUAUGCCCAGAGAAGGAUUUUUGGCAACGCACCAUUUCCUCUCAGACCGUUCGCGGGCGGUACGGAACGACUUUGCCCUGCAGCGGAUUGUCAACGCUCGGUCCAUUCUAUGUCACGACCGCUGCGCUCGUUUUCAUAUAUUGUCCCUGCACUUGGGACGGGAUAUCAAGACACUUGAUUUACAGACAGAGGCCUUGCUUUUAUCCAACACGCUUACGAGCUUGAAGGAAGCAUACGAGGACCUCAUAGACAAGUACAGGUCGCCUACGGAACUCGAGUUUCGUGUGUAUCACCGGCUCUUUCUCAUUCGAGAGAAAAGGGCCGACCAAAUGGUUGUCACCCCCGACGUCGCUUCAAAUCGGAUUUUCAUCCUUGCCUCUCAGUUUCGUGAGGAGGUACGGCGAGCCAGCGCGCCCAUAGGAAGAACUUCGAAGCUCGUAGCUGACGAGAAGUGCAUGGGGAUCUUUGCUGAGCUUGCCCAGGCUGUCAGAGAGAAUGGAAACAGGAUAUUCACCUAUCUCAUGGCAUGCCUGUUUGAAUAUCUGUUUGGAAAGGACACUAUUGAGGGCAUGGAAGAACUUAAGGGGGGUUUGACGGAGCAGGAUAUCAUCUAUGGGAAUUACGAAGGAUCAGACAAGCUCGAACAGGCUUCUUCAGCAGAGAUAGUUGAGGAAGCUGAGGAGGAGGAGGAGGAGGAGACGUACGAUGAGAACGAGCUCGAUGACGUGAGCGAAGAGGCGAACGAAGAAGCCCAGGCGACUGCGACAACUUCGUCUCCUUUCCCUCUUCUCCAAUCAUCACCCUUUGGCCCUGCAUCCCCUGCUAUGCAGCCGCCAGGCGUGAAGUCUGCAUUUGCGAACAUCAAAUCCACACCUAGCGCUUUUGGUGCCUUUGGUGGUAAAAGUACUUUCCCGACUUCCGAGUCUACUGCCGCCGUCCCGACAACCGCGUUGCCUGCUCCAUCGUCGUCCUUGCAUACCCCCACGCUCUCGACACCAUCGUCUUUGCCAUCAACAAAUGUUUUUUCUAGUCAGCCACCAUCUCGAUUAUUUCCCCCCUCUGGCUCGCCCAGUCCAUUUGGUCAGCCUGCUCAGCGUGAAGGAGGGCUUGUCAAUGGCUUGGCGCCUCCGGCCUCAUCACCUUUUGGCCAGUUUUCAUCUAGUGUUUCGAUACCGAAUGGAUUUUCAGGUGCAUCAGGAAUUCAGCCUCAAGCGCCUUCAUUUCCCACCUCAUCAUCCGCUCCUUCCGGAUUAGGACAGUCGUCGCCUUUUUCAAACACAUCGAAGACCCUUCAGGCUUCUCCUUCGCAGCCGCUGAAUCCGGCCGCAUCGCCCUUCAUACCCCAAGGUUCACCAACAGUGAAUUCAGCCUUGUCUUCAACGAAUGACAAAAGCGCUACAUCAUUCUCAUCUCCUGCACCGUCGUCUUCAAUUUCAAAGCCGUACACCCCUCCCAUAAAUACGCAGGCCUCCUCAUUUACCUCAACCCCCUUCACACCUCUACCUCUGCCAAAACCCUCCACACCUCCUCCGAUCGUUACGAAUUCAUUUCCGCCAUCGGCCAGUGAGCCUUCGCCUACGGUUCCACCUCCUUUACCCAGGAAACUGCCGAUAUCCCUCCCUUCAACGCCAACGACGGCCUCCUCAUCUGCGAAUCCAUUGCGCGACUUCUUCAAGGGGGCGUUAAAGACAUCGAUACCUUCCGCAUCUGGCGAGCUGAGCCCACUGAUUAUUACAUCUCCUACUACGUCAAGACCUGCGUCGAUUCGCAACUUUCCGUUCGAUGAUACCCCAAGAGUCGAUAUCUUAAAUCCAUUCGAUGCCGUCAGCCCGCUCAAAUCCAAGGGCAAAAGCAAAGCAUCUGCAGAAGAUGUCAAGAAGCAAAUGAAAGAAGAUAUGCGGGAACGGGCCGUUCGGUUUGACGCCCGUAGCUUACUAGUUCGGGAAACAUUCGGUCGUUGGAAAGUGCGUAGCGCUGAACAGGUCGCGUGGCGGAAGGCUUGUCGGUCUAGUGAUGCCUACAGAGAGAAGAUACGCAAUCAAAAGGGUUCGCCAAGAAGCGAGCGAAAAGGGCGUUUGUUACCUGUGAAUAGCAAUGGCACGGAUGGCAGGAAACGCAUUCGUCGACGCGUCAACAGCGAGUAUCGUCGCCCACAGACCGACGAGGAGUUAGCCCGGCGCUUCAAGGAGAACCAUGAAGAACAUCAGCGGCGAUGGGCUCAAGGAUCGUUUCUUCAGCUCAUUCGGGAUCAUGUCAAAUUGCGACUGUCGCCGUCCGAGUGGCAGAUUUGGCUGUCACUGAAUCCGGAUAGUGAUCCUACGGCGAUAUGGUUGGAACGCAAGUUUGAUGCGCCUGCGUCGGGGCGAUGGAUGGGGGACAACGUGUUUUCGAUACCCUUGAAGCCUUCUGGGGCUCCGUUGGCUUUGGCGUCGCCUGGUGUUGUUAUUUUUGAGUGUACGCCUUUGGAGGGCGUCGUGGAUGAUCUGGAACGGAAGUACCGACUGUUGGACGAUUGCUCGCGAUUGAGGGACAUCAUAAAGUCGCUACCGGGGAAUCGACAUUAUGUGCCGUCUCUGUUGGUCAUAUGGUGGGCAGAGGAGGAGAAUGCCCGGCCGGCCUCGGAGUUUGCAGAUAUGGUCCGGAAAUUUUCCACGGAAGGGACCGUUAGGAGUUAUGAGGUCCUGUCGAUUACGAGCACAACCAAGGACCUUGACUCCAAAUUUGCGGAAUCUAUUGGUGCGCUGGACUUUGAUCUUGAAGGUCGCCUUGUGAAGGGAUUGGCGGUAAAAGGUGUUCUGAAGUUGUUUGAGAGCAUCCUGGAACCUUUCACGCAAGAAUGGCUGGGCAAUUGCUCCACUCGCGGUUCUUUCAAUUGGGUCUUAUAUGGGCGGUUUUUGAAGGUUAUUGUGGACCUCGUGCGAUUGAUUAUUCGAGAAUCUGCGAAGCUUCUGCGGAUCGACAUUGAGGACAAGAUGCCUUCUUUUGAACCUCAGAAUUUCGUUGAUAGCGAAACGGCAUUUGACAAUGCAUUGUCAUGGUUGGCUGGUAUCGACAUUGAUAUCGCAAGCGGUCCCAUCACUCUGGACCUCCAGACUCAGCGCGAUUUGGGUAGAGGGUUCCCGUCCCUCACCUUCCUCGAUCAUAUCCGCGCAUUGGCUCAUCGUCUUGUGGAUGCGAAAGCAGCAAAGACCCAGGUGUUCAUAUUCAAAGCCGAGAUUGAAGCUGCGACGGAGCGAUUCCGGAGUGUAGUUGGGGGAUAUCAGGCUCAGCUCACUCAGGCUAUGGCGAUGAGCGUUCGCCGUUCUCCGAAACGCCGGUGUGUCUCGAUAGAGACGAGCGAAAGCGGAAGUAAACGUCGGAGGCUGUCAGUGUCGGGAUCGUUGUCUUCUAUGGGGUGCGAACGGAGUAGUAGCCCUACUACGCCCAGCCCAGCCCCCAUGGUCAACGGGCAUGCAUCGCCGUCCCCUGCCAGCUCCUCAAUAUCGGGAUCGCAAUCGCAAUCCGAGUCGUCUCUGAUCACCGUGGCCAUGCUUCGCUCGCUGAUGCAGAAUAUGAAAGAGAAAUACGGAAUGGGGAAUUAGGUUAUUGAGGAUAUAUUGAUUUGUGAUUUUAUCUGUUUUUUUUUGUUUAUCGUUUUUUUUUUUUGCUGUGCAUUGGUUUUUCGUGUUUAUUACUAAUAGAGUCGGAAGUUGUGUAUUAUAUAUCGAAUUGGAAGGACUGGCUGGCUGGGCUGCUUGGGCGAACGUUUUGUUUUUUUGUCCCUUUCCCCGCUAUUAUAUCAGUGCGGUACUCUGGCCAUUUACAUCUUCGAGGCCUCUUGAUAGGCGCCAUGGACGGGUUAGUGUAAUCGAAUAGGGUGGGACGGGC
Guyanagaster necrorhizus is the source of this 4685-nucleotide messenger RNA. RefSeq lists its product as uncharacterized. NCBI's taxonomy places the organism in Eukaryota, Fungi, Basidiomycota, Agaricomycetes, Agaricales, Physalacriaceae. The coding region runs from base 56 to 4399 and encodes 1447 amino acids. The record is from RefSeq and is a predicted model, not a curated record. The transcript has 12 exons. Gene Ontology annotation, biological process: mRNA export from nucleus. Gene Ontology annotation, cellular component: nucleus; transcription export complex 2; cytoplasm.